Molecule: messenger RNA, 1140 nt
Organism: Sphaeroforma arctica JP610
Lineage: Eukaryota; Ichthyosporea; Ichthyophonida
Exons: 2
Coding region: 1-1140 (379 amino acids)
Source: RefSeq, a predicted model, not a curated record
AUGGAUGAUAAUGAUACGGCUCGAGCUGAAGCACUUCGGGGAGCGAUUGAGACGCUCCGAGCCACGCUAGAGUCCCGCGCGGUGGAAAAGCGGCCCAUCCCGUCACCUCGUACAUGGCCCGAUUGGCCUUCGAAUAGAUACCACCUAAACGACAUCAUGGAACGGGAUACGAGAGGGGCUCUCCUUGAGGCGUUUAAGAACGCACAAAUGAGAGCUGAGAAAUCAACAUUGGAUUACAUACGCGAUAACUCUGAGCGAUUGAAGAUGUGGACUCCACAACUACAAAUCGAACAGAUCUGCUCGCAUGAGACGCAGGCCACUGUCGAUCCCGCGUUUCGUAAGCUAGCCAAGGGCCACAGUCGGAAUAUGCAUACCCCUAUCAUGGAACAAAUGACACAGCUCAUGGAGAACCAUCGGAGGGCACGUGAACGGUGCCAAACAGAUGCAGAUUUUCAACAGAAACUAUUAAAUCACUGUAUUGUACAAUUGUUAGAGGAAGCACUCAAUGGGAGAACGUAUGAACGCACCCUGCAAUUACAUCCGAAAUGGCAACUGAUUAAGACGCACGAGCUUCUGCAGCAAUUAAGCCCCGACAUUCAGGACGCACAGCAGCGCACCACAGCGCGUCUCCAGAACCGGAAUAAUCGGGAGGGUCUACCGAGUAACGGGACUCGUGACUUUACCAAUAGCCGCUCUAACCCGCAGACGGUUCGACGACAGUCGCAGAACUGGACACAGCGACCCCAACCGUCACCACCUACGACUUGUGCUGGAUGUCAGGUACAAGCACCACCAGGUUCACGUCAUAUUCCGCGAUGUCAUCAUUUCCGUGCGUCGCCACCAGGGGGUACGGAUGGGCGGGCGCGGCCGUACGAUAGCAACCGCACAUCACAAUACGCACAACUGGCACUCAGACCGACCGCAGCUCCAACCUCAGGACAGGGGCAGAACAAAACCCCGAGUAGAGACUUGGUAACUACGCGUCCGACUCCUCAAGUACAUGUGAAUGCGAUUACACAGGACGACGGCUUUGUACCACCAUCAGAAGCUUCAGAGGUACACAUCGACACGAUACUCACGGAAGAUUCGAGCACACUGCACCGGAACCAGACCAUGACCACGGGGUAUGGGAGUCCGUAA